UUCGCAUGCACGCAUGCGCAGUUAGACAGUGUGAGAAAAUGGCAGACGUCUCUUUGGAUGAAGUGAUACGACAGCGCGGUAUUAAUACCAAGGUGCCCGCCAAACGACCCAUGUUUGGACGGGGUGCAGGAGGGACUGGCAAGAGUUUUGACGCCCGACAGAAGAUCGGGGUUGGUGAUGUCAGACAGCGACUUGGAGGAGGAACGGGGUUUCAAGUGAAAGAUGCCAGAGAAAAGCUGGGUCAGAAGGAUGCUCGUUUCAAAAUCCGUGGGCGGGGAGGAGCAGGAGGAGUGCAGGAUGCUCGUCAGAUGAUCAACUCACGCAAACAGGGGCAGAAUCAGUUCAGUGUCCCUGCACAGACCACGCAAAAGACAGCAAUAACACACCAACUACAGAGCCAGACACUUGUACCACAGAUACAGAUACACACCAUCAACAAUCUUGCUGGUGUAAACACAAGGCAGUUUGCCCCCAAUGUACAAGGACUGAGUGUGAGGGGAAGCACAACGCCUCAGCUGAGCAGUAAUAACAAGAGAAUGAUGGAUGCUCGUGACAGACUGAGCCUCAAGAGGAGCAUCGGAGGGACGCAGACACAGGCAGCCGCUGCAACACCUUUUAAAAUAACCAAGACCAUCCAGCAACAUCCAGUGGGGAUGUCAGCUGGAAUACGUGCAGCUUCACAGCCUAUCUCAAAUGAGCAUGCUGGGACCCCCAGUAAACAAAUAAAGAUCACUACUGCUAACAAUGUGCUACCAUCACGGCCUGGUACGGUGGGCUCCGCAUUCUCCAUGUCAGCCCCAAUUACCAAGGUGGUUAAAAAUGAUGCUUACACAGCCCCGCGUCCUCCUGUCCCCGUGGCUCCCACCCGGCCCAACACCAGCAUGGCUGCCACCCGGUCCUCAGCUCCAGCCUUGCAGCCAGUCUCCAGGACCCUCCAGCAAAGCACAGCAGAAACCAGCAAAACACCUCCUACUCCCCCUCAGCCUGCAUUCAGUCCUUUGGAGGGGACAAAAAUAACGGUGAACAACCUGCAUCCCCGGGUCACUGAGGAAGACAUAGUUGAACUGUUCUGUGUGUGUGGUGCCUUGAAGCGAGCGCGGCUGGUGAAGGUGGGCGUGGCUGAAGUGGUGUUUGUCCGUAAAGAGGACGCUGUGAGCGCAUACAGGAAGUACAACAAUCGCUGCCUGGACGGCCAACCAAUGAAGUGUAACCUUCAUAUUCAGGGAAAUGUCAUCACUUCUGAUCAGCCCAUUCUAUUGAGGCUCAGUGACACUCCAGGCACCGGCAGCGGUACAAAGAAAGACGGCCUGCCCCCCUCCUUGUCUCGCCCCGCCGGUCAGCGAGCCUCCUCUCAGCCCACUCCAGAGGUGGACCCCCAAACCAUCCUCAAAGCUCUGUUCAAGUCCACCGCACAGUCCACCUCCACCACUGAGCCCCCUAGCUCACAGGCCACCGCCUUUCGCAUCAAGAUAUAGUUCAUGUCUAGUAUGAAUACACUGUCUGUCCAUAAACAUAUUACUGCAUUCUCAGUGUUCACAUACAAACUGUGGUUUUCAUCUCGCCAUCAGGCAGCCUGCACUCUCUCAUAUGAAGCUGAUUUUUACACAUUUGAUAUACACGACUACUCUGAACGUGAGAUACAUGGAUACGCAACAUCCUGUUUUUGAUUUUGUGGUAUCCAAAUGUCACCUGUUUGUUCCUGAGAUGGACCAAUGGAAAGAAGUGUAAUGAGAUUUGUUGUUUUAAUUCAAUGUGGUGGAGGAUGCCAAAUCACACCGGAUGUGUAGGGAUUUUUUUUUUUUCUGUUUUUUGUCAAUUCUGUGCAAACCUGUUUGGAUAUGUUGAGGUUUUUGUUUGUUUUUUUUAAUACUCCAAUUUAACUCUACCUGUCCUCCCCUCCCUAAAAAAGAGAGAAAACUCAUUAACAGAACAGAUUGACAGACAACAUUGUCUUCACCCAGAGAUAUGUUGUGUUCAAGGCCCUGUACACCCACACAGCUGUGUUCAGUUAUAUUGUCUAUAGCUCCUUUAGGAUUGUCCUGCUAUGUACAGACCAUAGAAAUAAGACUGAAUAUACACCAUACAAAAAUAGAAGAAACAGAGGACAUUACACUAGAUAUAUCUAUCUGAUUUAGCAGGGUGAUGAAGUUGUCCUUCUCCCUGUAUCUGACAUGAAGUCUUGAUAGUCAAAAUAACUCAACCUGUGUGAGUAAAUCAGGGAUGGGCAGAAACCAUAAUAACGUUUAAUUUCAGUAAACCAGUUCUCAAACAGUCAGAUUAUGCUGAUGUUUUGUUUGGUUUUACCAUUCGUGUAACAUCCAGAUUCUUGUGUGUUCUGUUUGUGACUGGGUUUACUUGGUUGUCCGGUUUUGAAGCAGUAUAUGUUUAAUUCUUUCUACUAUACAUUACACCCGAUUUUUGUUGAAAGACUGUAAAUUACAUUCUGUUGUUUUCUUGGUAUGUCAGUCAAGGAGAUACUAGAGAGGUCAGAUCUGUCUGUGAAAUGUCACCAUUAAAUAUUUAGCUUUGUA
Molecule: messenger RNA, 2531 nt
Organism: Thunnus maccoyii (southern bluefin tuna)
Lineage: Eukaryota; Metazoa; Chordata; Actinopteri; Scombriformes; Scombridae
Gene: poldip3
Product: polymerase (DNA-directed), delta interacting protein 3
Exons: 10
Coding region: 6-1475 (489 amino acids)
Biological process (GO): mRNA export from nucleus
Cellular component (GO): nucleus
Molecular function (GO): mRNA binding
Source: RefSeq, a predicted model, not a curated record